AUGGCCGACGCAGAGUUGGAGGAGAUCAGGCGAUCCCGUCUUGCACAGCUGCAGCAGCAAGGAGGCUCACGAGGAGCCGGUUCAGAGGGUCAAGAUGAGCAGAGAAAGCAACUUGAAGCCGACCGUCGCUCGUCCAUCCUAAACCAGAUCCUUGAACCUGCCGCCGCCGAUCGUCUGGGUCGCAUUCGCCUCGUGAAGGAAUCGCGCGCAGUGGACAUGGAAAACCGGCUCAUCAUGCUGGCUCAGACAGGCCAGCUCCGCCAGAAGGUUACCGAGGAACAGCUCAAAGACCUACUGAACGCUGUUGCGGAAAACCAACGCAAGGAUGAGGAAGAGCAUAAGAUCGUGAUCACUCGGCGCAAGGGUGGCUGGGAUGAUGAUGAUGACUUGCUGGAUCUGUGA
Aspergillus wentii DTO 134E9 is the source of this 402-nucleotide messenger RNA. RefSeq names its product DNA-binding protein. Gene Ontology annotation, cellular component: nucleus; cytosol. The transcript is spliced from 4 exons. Lineage: Eukaryota; Fungi; Ascomycota; Eurotiomycetes; Eurotiales; Aspergillaceae. The coding region runs from base 1 to 402 and encodes 133 amino acids. Gene Ontology annotation, molecular function: DNA binding. The record is from RefSeq and is a predicted model, not a curated record.